AUGGCUUCCUCUUCUUCUUCUUCAUCCGCCCGCCCCUGCAAGUACGAUGUCUUCCUCAGUUUCAGAGGAGAAGACACCCGCAAAAUCUUCGUCGGCCAUCUCUACAGAGCCCUGCAACAGAAAACGAUCAACGCCUUCAUCGAUUCUGAAGAGCUCAGCAAAGGCAACAACAUUUCGGAACUACUCACAGCUAUUGAGGACUCGAAGAUUUCGAUUGUAGUUUUAUCUCAAAACUAUGCCUCUUCCACUUGGUGCUUAAAAGAGCUCGUCAAAAUCAUGGAUUGCAUGGAUACAAAGAAGCAGGUAGUGCUGCCCAUCUUCUACGAAGUUGAUCCCUCUGAUGUACGGAAAAUCAAGGGAAAAUUUGCAAAAUCUUUUGCCAAACAUGGAAAGAAUUCUGACCUCGAUGAGGAAGAGUUGAAGAGGUGGAGGUCCGCUCUAACAAGAGUAGCUGAUCUUUCAGGCUGGGAUUCGAGAAAAUAUGAGGAUGAUGGCAAGCUUAUUGAGGAAAUUGUUGAGAGUGCUCUUAAAGAACUGAUCCACACAUCAUACAGUAAAGCCAAUGGCUUGGUUGGAAUGGAUUCCCACAUUAGAAAAAUGAAUUCAAGAUUAUCUCUUGAGGUGAAUGAUGUUCGUGUUGUUGGAAUAUGGGGUAUGGGUGGUUUAGGGAAAACAACAAUUGCUAGAGCUGUUUAUGACGAAAUUGCUUGGCAGUUCGAAUACUCUUGCUUUCUUAACAACGUCAAGGAAGCCUUUAUAAACAAGCGUGAAGUACAAAUGCAGGAAGAAUUUCUGUUUAAAUUGUUGAAGGAAAAGGUGCAGAGUAUAGAUUUGAGCAGGGGGAGGAAUAUGAUAAUGAAAAGGCUAGGUACGAAAAAAGUCUUGGUUGUUCUUGAUGAUGUGGAAACUUUUGCUCAAAUUGAGGCCUUGCUUGGUGAAUUACAUGCAUUUGGCGAAGGAAGUCGAAUCAUUGUAACCACAAGAAAUAAGCAAUCACUAAGUGGAGUUAAUCAGACAUAUGAGCCGAGGUGUUUAAGUGGUGAUGAAGCUCUUGGUCUGUUUAUGAAAUAUGCUUUCAGAACAAAUCAACCCAGUAGAGAGUACGAUCAUCUGUCAAGGUGCGCCACAGCAUAUGCUCAUGGUUUGCCUCUAGCACUUAAAGUCUUGGGGUCUUUUCUUGAUAACAAAAGUAUAUGUGAAUGGGAAGCCGUGUUAGAGAAACUGAAGAAUACUGGGAAAAAGAUUAUGUAA
Fragaria vesca subsp. vesca is the source of this 1251-nucleotide messenger RNA. It is a transcript of the gene NBS8, whose product is annotated as TMV resistance protein N-like. The transcript is spliced from 3 exons. Gene Ontology annotation, biological process: signal transduction; defense response. NCBI's taxonomy places the organism in Eukaryota, Viridiplantae, Streptophyta, Magnoliopsida, Rosales, Rosaceae. The record is from RefSeq and is a predicted model, not a curated record. Gene Ontology annotation, molecular function: ADP binding; protein binding. The coding region runs from base 1 to 1251 and encodes 416 amino acids.